AUGUCAACAAUAGAAAGUGAUUUUGAAAUUUUCUUUAACUCUUUAAAAAAGCAAGAAUUUUCUGCAGAUGAAAUUUAUAACAUUUGUAAACCUUUAAGACGUUAUACUCCUAAUCAUUGGCAAAACGUCAAAAAAUGGUCUAUAAUUUGUUUAAGCCUAACAUUUCUUUACAUCAUAAGUAUGUGGACGGAUGGCUUAAGUUGGUUUCUAAGCGCAUUGGGAAGACUAUUUCUUAUACAACUUUUGCCAUACUGGAACUGGCCGGAAUUAUAUAAUGCAAAGUGUUUGAUCGAUAGACCAAUGGAUGUGAAGGAAAAUCGUGUUGCUGUUUCGAAAUUAGGACGUUAUGAAACCGAAAAGGAAAAUUGUUUGUUAUGUGAUACAAUCGAUUAUAUCCCUUCUCUAACCAACACCUCCUUUACAUUUCUGGAAUCAACGUAUUUAGAAAGAUCUUAUCCUGUCAUUGUAACGGAUUCCCACGAUGUAAUGUCGCUCAGUGAUAUAUAUCAUCUAAUUUUUAGCAAAUCCUUUGAAUUUCUAAAAAGUAAUCCCUGUGAUGUUUCUACCAAUCUAAUGCUGAAUAAGCGUUUCGAUAUCGAAAUUGCUUUGCACAAAGCUUGGAACUUUCAUCAUUCCUCGGACAAAUGGUUCUUACAACUAAGAAAUUGUCAAUUUAAGGCAGUUAAAUCAUCGAGAAAUUUCAUCAAAAGGCCAUAUUUUUAUCCAGUACAUUUGGAGCCAUACUAUUCUAGUUGGCUGAUAAUAUCUCGCAAUUACAGUUAUAAAUAUCAGCAAGAAAUUUUUCUUCAAGGUCUCAUCGUUGUACAACAAUUAUGGGGUUCAAUGGACUUGAGUUUAAAUGCCAAGGAACCCUGCUUGACCUGUCCCGUUAUCAAUGUACAUUUGAAGGAAGGCGAAAGUUUCAUAUUUUCAACAGAUUUGUGGGUGUUUGGUUAUAAGUUUGUAAAUGACCAAAGUGAAAGUAUUGCUACUAUAAUGGAAAUUGAUUGGAAUAUUUAA
Calliphora vicina (urban bluebottle blowfly) is the source of this 1020-nucleotide messenger RNA. RefSeq lists its product as uncharacterized. The coding region runs from base 1 to 1020 and encodes 339 amino acids. NCBI's taxonomy places the organism in Eukaryota, Metazoa, Arthropoda, Insecta, Diptera, Calliphoridae. The record is from RefSeq and is a predicted model, not a curated record. The transcript is spliced from 2 exons.